Dovyalis caffra is the source of this 2112-nucleotide messenger RNA. The record is from the annotation of a GenBank genome assembly. NCBI's taxonomy places the organism in Eukaryota, Viridiplantae, Streptophyta, Magnoliopsida, Malpighiales, Salicaceae.
AUGGAGCAGCAGCAGCACGACCACCAGGAUCCCUACCAUUUCCAAAAGCAGAGUCACAAGCGCCGUCCACGGAAGCCGUUGAUCGAGCUGCAAACGGGCCAGGUUGCAUUCCGAGUAGUCUGCCAUGAUUCGAUAAUCGGUGGCCUUAUCGGCCACUCCGGCUCCAUAAUAUCCCAAAUUCGGCUUGAAACCGGUUGCCUUGUUCACUGCGAGGAGGCGGUGCAGGGGUCGAAGCACUGGGUGAUUGUGGUGGUGGGGUCUGCGUCCCCGGUGAGGAAAAUUGCGGUCGGUGAAGGUGAGGAGGAAGUGUCGGGAGCGCAGGAGGCGGUGGUUAGGGUUUUGGAGAGGAUGUGGGAGGUGGAUGCAAAGAAAUGUGGCGGUGGUGGCGCUGAGCGCGAGGGGUAUUGUGGACUUUUGGCCAAUACGACGCAGAUUGGUGCCGUUGUGGGUAGAGAAGGCAGGAACAUCAAGAGAAUAAAGCGAGGGAGUGGGGCUCAUAUAUGGAUUCUUCCGGCGCCGCCUUGCGCUUGCGAGGAAGAGCAAUUAAUUCAGAUUACAGGCAGCAGUGUGGCUGUAAAGAAAGCAGUGAUUGAUGUAAGUAGCCGCCUUCAAGAUUGUCCUCCGUAUGAAAAAGAUGAAGAAGAAAUGGGUUUCACCGUUGGACCUGUCUGGAGAAGUAGUGAUUGUUCCUCAUCGGAUCCACACGCAGAAUUCUUUCCUCAUCUUUAUUCCUUGCUACCCACUUUUCCUGAAAAUGUAUCAUCUCCAACUGAUGGAGACCACGAGAAACCUCCUAACCAACAAUUACAAGUUUCAUUCAGGAUGCUCUGCUCCCAUGGCGCAGCUGGGAGCAUAAUAGGCAAGGGAGGUUCCAUAGUCAGAGCCCUAGAAAAUGAAACUGGUGCUUCUAUCGUCAUUGCUCCUUACAUCACCAAUUCUUAUUACCAACGUGUAGUUACCGUUUCUGCACUGGAAAGCCUUGAAUCAUGCCACUCUCCUGCACAGAAUGCACUUGUUCUUGUCUUUGCUAAAUCCAUUGAGCAUCACAUUGAAAAAUGUAGUUCCUCAGCUUUGGUUCAGGGAACUCUUGUGACUGCAACCCUCCUACUGCCAUCGAAUGUGGUCUGUUGUUUGAGUAGAGAAGGAGACGAGGUAGAUUCAGAAAUCAUAGAAAACACUGGUGCUGAUAUACAUAUAUUGCAAGGGGAACAAUUCUUCAAUUGCGCUUCAGAGAAUGAUGUACUAGUGCAGUAUGCUUAUGAACAGUUUUAUGCCCCUCUCCCUUCAAGAGCAAUUAAAACUUCAUCACAUAUUACAGGCGAGUACCAAAAUGUACAGAAUGCUCUGGUUCAAGUUACCAGUAAACUGAGGGAUAAUCUUUUGCCAAUUGAAAUGCUCAAUGAAUUGAGGUCUGGAAGCCUCGAUAGAAGACCGAGGGAGAUCACUUUUCCUAGAUUGCAUGAAUCAGCUGGCGAAUCUCUCGAUUCCAAUCGGGAAACAAGUUUGGAAAAAAGAGUGGAUCAAGUAUGUAAUCCUCCUUCCUCUUUGCUGCAGUUGCCACAGGUAGGAGGGAGGAGUACUGGUGGGGGAGUGGUGGAGACUACCUUUCGUAAAUCUCGUGAUUAUGUUCCAAAAGCAAAUUUAACACCAGGAAAUGAGUCAAGGUUUCGAUUUCACAUGCUUUACAAUGGUGUUCUUCGCUUGUGUUCUGGUGCUGCAAUGGAUAUCCGGUUGUUACGUGAUCCAUUAAAAGCUCUGUUUGGUGGAAAGAUGGCUGGGGCCGGGAAUGGGGCUGUGGCUGGGGAGAUUCUUCCUUACUGGUACCACGCAUGUAUAGAGUUCUCACUAUUUUUAUGGAAGUUAAAGCGUUCCAUGUGGCCAACUGUUCCCACUUUCACAUUGGAGCAAACAGAUGAGAGCUUUGAAUAUGCAGGAGAACAAGUCGAAAAUAGUACUGGGUUUUCUUAUACGUAUGGAUGUGAUAGCAAAGCCGAGAACGAAAAGGGCCACAUGCAUAAGCUAAGCUUAGCCAAUGGCUAUGAAGAGGAAGCCACCGACAACAUUUUGAAAGACAAGGGAAGGUGGGAGGUGGGCUUAGCAUCAACGGGAUAG